AUGGGAGAGGCCGUUAUUCUUAGGGGGCUUGAUGAGCCAGUGAAGUUGGCGGUUGUUUGCCGAGACGGACAGUUGCACCUGUUUGAACAUAUUUUAAAUGGUUACUGCAAAAAGCCUCUCUUGCCGACAUGCACAGUACAGAUAGCAACUUCAGGAAAAGGCACUGAUACAAAACCUGUUCCUAUCCUGGCAGCCACGUUCUGCACUGACAGGCAGUCAAUAUUAAUAGCAUAUAACAGUGUUCUCCAUCCAAUUAUAGAAAGAGUGACAUUAAACACCACUGAAUCCCACAUUUGUCUGGUAAGAGACACACAGAUGACAGUGGCAAUCACAACCGAAACAGCUAUAACAAAGGUGAAAACUCCAAUAAUAACCUCUGGAGUUAAGGUGUUAGUGCCUGGUAUCCCUGGACAUAAUACAAGCAUCAAACACACAAUGAGUGAAUCAAGAAAGGAUGAAAAUAAGAGGAGGAAGGACCCUGAAAAUGAGCAGAGUAUUGAGGAACGUCUGUGCGCCAUGGAUAUUGAUGUGAUGAAAAUGAGGAAUAAAUCUGGCCUUCCGCAGACUGACAGCUUUGCGGUGCUGCUUGUACAAGGUUUAGAAAGUAGUGACUCAUCUAUUCUAAAUAAAGUACUGCAGACAAAGAAGGAUUCCUUGAUAAAGGCCACUAUUGCCAGGUUACCUGUUCCAGCAGUAGUUCCACUGCUUCAAGAGAUCACAAAGCGAUUACAAGGUCACCCAUACAGUGCAGCACUAAUGGUCAAGUGGCUAAAAGCAGUUUUCACUCUGCAUGCUUCCUAUCUGUCUACGUUGCCUGAUCUUGUACCACAACUUGGAGUUUUGUACCAGCUAAUGGAGAGCAGAGUGAAAACGCUACAGAAGCUCUCUCGGCUGCAUGGCAAGCUUUUCCUUCUUGUUACGCAGGUUGCAGCAUCAGAAAAAGCCCAAGACAUAAGCAGUGUGAACCAAACUGCAAAACUGGUUUAUGAGGAAGAAUCAUCGGAAGAAGAAAACUCUGAAGAUGACCUGAUGGCAGAUCAGGAAUCUGACGAGAAUUGGGAGGACGAUGAAGAGGAAAGAAUGGAUGACCCAAAAAUGCGCAUUGAAAAAGAAAUCAGUGAAGACUCUGGAGAGGACAUGCAUACAGGAAAUGAAAGUGAAGAGGAGUGAAACCAUUUUAGAAAAACAAAAAUAUUGACUGCAUUCUCAGCAUAUUUGGGCCAAUGAAUUUGACCUGGGCAUCUGAAUUUGUUUAUUUUGCCACUCAGAAGCUUCCUUUAUUUUUUAGUUUGGAAAGCAAGUGACAGACUGCCAGUGUGUUAAGAACUGUUUGUGCACUUUGAAUUCCAAGAAAUAUUUGACUAUAUUGAUGGUGCACAGUUCACAAAUAUAUAUUUCUGCAACCAUGUUUCUAGUGCAGGUCGUUUUUGGACCACAUUUAUACAUGGAGUGAUUUACCACAGACAGAAAUGUGGCAGUAACUCGUGAUCACUUGGAAGGCGGACAGAUGGUCAGCUAAUUCAUGGCUACUCCCGUUGCAUUUUAACCUGACCUGGGACGUAAUAUGGAUUUGACAUGUACAACGUCAUGGAAAUUUUCCCAAUUAUUUUGGUUUUGGCAAUUGGCCAGCUAGUUCCCAUGUUUUCAGGUUAGUAUGUUGCAGUAUGUAGUCAUUGGCUAGUUGACAGAAUUAUGUAUAUUUGUCUAUAAAUCAAUGGUUUUCAGCAAUUAAUGCUGUGUUCUCCUUUGUAAAGUGAAUAAAUCCGAUUCUCCUUUA
Messenger RNA from Rhincodon typus (whale shark), 1777 nucleotides. Its product is annotated as WD repeat-containing protein 43. Lineage: Eukaryota; Metazoa; Chordata; Chondrichthyes; Orectolobiformes; Rhincodontidae. The transcript is spliced from 13 exons. Gene Ontology annotation, cellular component: nucleolus. The coding region runs from base 1 to 1170 and encodes 389 amino acids. The record is from RefSeq and is a predicted model, not a curated record. Gene Ontology annotation, biological process: maturation of SSU-rRNA from tricistronic rRNA transcript (SSU-rRNA, 5.8S rRNA, LSU-rRNA).